This is a messenger RNA of Phaeodactylum tricornutum CCAP 1055/1, 973 nucleotides long. RefSeq lists its product with no specific name. Lineage: Eukaryota; Bacillariophyta; Bacillariophyceae; Surirellales; Neidiaceae. The transcript has a single exon. The record is from RefSeq and is a predicted model, not a curated record. Bases 104 to 973 code for a protein of 289 amino acids.
AGGGUCACAUUUUCGCUAAUGUGUUUGGUAAAUGCCAUUCGAUUAUAGACAAAAUCAAGGAAGGCGCCGUUCUGAUAGGAAUUGGACGAAGUUGAUCUGAUACAUGACGGCGACUGAGCUGCAUGAAGCAUCCUUAGAGACAAGGCCUCAAAUUAUGGCAGAAAUAGCGCAACCUCCUAAAUCACCGUUUAACCUACUUGAUGCCAUAAGACGGUCAUCAGGAAAAAUCAGAAUGGAAGUUCGAAAACGAAUCCCAUUGGACGCUCGUGGAGUUUUUCCCGACAAUGAUUUGAGCAAUGAAGGGAAGGGUAAAGCUGCCGGUCUCAUGUUCACUUCGCUUACAGAAUCGAUUUCGGCUUCUUCCGAGGAAAUGGUCGACGCGAUGGCUAAAACUUUCUCGCUUUUUCGAGCUUCACACGAUCUCAGCUCACUUUCCAGAAGCUCAUCUAGUGAUGAGGACGAAAGUGUCAACGUGUGGGAGUCUUCUAGUGGCUUCCGUCUGUUCAAUUCCGACGGCAAGUAUGGGCCACUGACGGACCCUGCGGGAAAAGCACCCAAAAUUCCCGACCCACAGGUAUCACAAGACAGGACACCUUCCAUAUCCCCUACAGCGACAAAUCUAUCACCAUCCUCAGAUGAUACCAACUUUUGGGAUAAAAAUGGGACUGGCUGUUCGCGAGAGUUUUCUUUAUUGGAUACCAUUGGCUCGCGCGACGAGGAAAGAGACACAUCUGACACGGACGGGACACUAGAUGAGGAUGAAACAGAUGAGGACAGUAUCAGAAGCCAGACCAGCUGGUUCGAAGAGUGGAAUGUGGAAGAUGGACUGGAUGUUAUUGGGCAAGCCAUAUAUCAACUAGCUUCAUGCAAUUAUAAAGAUGCUGUGAAUUUCGAAGAAGAUGUUUCUGUUGCGAGUUCAAUAUUUUCAAACUCCGAUGAUCAGAUCUCUUUAUUUGCGAAAUUUGGCAAAUAA